[Candida] anglica is the source of this 1349-nucleotide messenger RNA. The record is from the annotation of a GenBank genome assembly. NCBI's taxonomy places the organism in Eukaryota, Fungi, Ascomycota, Pichiomycetes, Serinales, Debaryomycetaceae.
CUCUAUCUCCAACUCUACCCCUUCACCACCUAUUUCUCCCAUGGCAGAACCAGAUUUAGAAGAAUAUAAAGCUCUCACUUCAACCCUUCUGUCCUUCUAUCAUUACGGAAGAUGGGCCCAUAAUGAAUUGAUCUCUCCUCGUAGAGUUAAAAUCUCUUCAUUAACUGAACAAGAUUUAAAACUUAUCCCCUGGUACCCUAAACAUAUCGAUGAUUUGGAACAAUGUCUCAGAAUGAAUGAGGAUUUCACCAGGACAUUGGCCCUCACUAUAGCGCAAGAUUGGGGGGCUCCAACCGAUCCUUCUCAAUGGGCAAGUUGUACCCCACAAGAUUUCGAAAAAGUUCGAUCUAUUCUUUUACAAUUAUCAAGAGAAUGGAGUGAUGAUGGUGAGGUGGAAAGACAGAUAUCCUUUACGAAAAUCAUCGAUCAAGUAUGUAAGCUCUACCCUGACUUACCAACAAGACAAAAGUGCAAGAUCUUGGUUCCUGGAUGUGGCACUGGUAGACUUGUGUUUGAACUUGUCAAGCAAGGGUUUUGGUGUCAGGGUAAUGAAUUCAGUUAUCAUAUGCUCCUUGCAUCCAAUUACGUGUUGAACCAUUCCUUUGUUGCCCAUAACCAUUCGAUUUUCCCCUUCAUUCACAAGUUUUCUCACUUGACCAAACGGGUCAACCAAUUGAGACCCAUCACCAUCCCCAACAUCAACCCGGGUGAAAUAGCUCAACUUGAGCAGUCCAUGCCGGAGAUCCCGUACUGUGAACUCAUGUCCAUGGCUGCGGGGUCCUUUGUAGAUUUGUACGGCCCGGAGAAUAUGGGUGAAGUGUCCGAUACCUAUUCAGAAGAUGCGCAGGCAAAUGAGUUCCGGACGGAAAAUGCUGCUUAUUUUGACGUUGUGGUGACGUGUUUCUUUCUUGACACUUCGUUGAACAUUAUUGACUACAUCAAGACCAUCUCCCAUUCACUCAAACCAGGCGCCGUAUGGAUCAAUUUCGGGCCCCUUCUCUGGCAUUUUGAAGAUGAUGGCAACAUGUCGUACAUCAAGAGAUUGUCCGCAGAUGGGAAGCGAGACAUUGUCCCCACGGCACGCAAGGGACUAGAACUAUCGCGGGACGAUCUUUUGUCACUUGUGGAGAAGAUGGGGUUUGUUUUCGAAAAGCAUGAGAGUGGAAUCUCGACCCCUUAUUGCUCUGAUCCCAGACUGUUAGGCGGCUUUGAGUAUAAAUGUGAGUUCUGGGUUGCCAGAAAGACAUAAUCUCUCCGUUUGGUCAUCCAAUCCUCCCCCAAUUCUGCAAUAUAUAGCUAGACUCAACCCGCUGUAGAAUACACGUGUUAAAACUACAUCAGAGUUGCAC